Molecule: messenger RNA, 1682 nt
Organism: Cebus imitator (Panamanian white-faced capuchin)
Lineage: Eukaryota; Metazoa; Chordata; Mammalia; Primates; Cebidae
Gene: ACSBG2
Product: acyl-CoA synthetase bubblegum family member 2
Exons: 10
Coding region: 108-1508 (466 amino acids)
Cellular component (GO): endoplasmic reticulum; membrane
Molecular function (GO): long-chain fatty acid-CoA ligase activity
Source: RefSeq, a predicted model, not a curated record
GAACUUUCUUUCAGAUUCCACAGAGCAGGCUGGAGCCCCUAAAAGCGAUCGUCCAGUACAGACUGCCAGUGAAGAACUGCAACAAUUUGUACUCUUGGGAUGAUUUCAUGGAACUUGGCGGAAGCAUCCCUGACACCCAACUGGAACAGGUCAUCCAGAGCCAGAAGGCGAAUCAGUGUGCCGUGCUCAUCUACACUUCGGGGACCACAGGCAUACCCAAGGGAGUGAUGCUCAGUCAUGACAAUAUCACGUGGACAGCAGGAGCAGUGGCAAAGGACUUGAAACUGACAGAAAAGCAUGAGAUGGUGGUCAGCUACCUCCCACUCAGCCACAUUGCAGCACAGAUGAUGGACAUCUGGGUACCCAUAAAGAUCGGAGCGCUCACAUACUUUGCUCAACCAGAUGCUCUCAAGGGCACCUUGAUAAAUACUCUAAAGGAGGUAAAGCCUACUGUCUUCUUGGGAGUGCCCCGAAUUUGGGAGAAGAUGCAAGUGGAAGUGAAGAAAAAUAGUGCCAGGUUCACAGGCUUGAGUAAGAAGGUAUUUGUGUGGGCAAGAAACAUUGGCUUCAAGGUCAACUCAAAAAAGAUGUUGGGGAAACAUAAUAUUCCCAUGAGCUACCGCAUGGCUAAGACUAUCGUGUUCAGCAAAGUGAAGAUGUCCCUUGGCUUGGAUCACUGUCACUCUUUUAUCAGCGGGGCUGCACCCCUCAACCAAGAGACUGCCGAGUUCUUUCUAAGCUUGGACAUACCUAUAGGUGAAUUGUAUGGGUUGAGUGAGAGCUCAGGACCCCACACAAUAUCCCACCAGAAUAACUACAGGCUUCUAAGCUGCGGCAAGAUCUUGAGUGGGUGUAAGAACAUGCUGUUCCAGCAGAACAAGGAUGGCAUUGGGGAGAUCUGCCUCUGGGGCAGGCACAUCUUCAUGGGCUAUCUGGAAAGGGAGACUGAAACUACAGAGGCCAUUGAUGAGGAAGGCUGGCUACACUCUGGGGAUCUGGGCCAGCUGGACAGUCUGGGUUUCCUCUAUGUCACUGGCCGCAUCAAAGAAAUCCUUAUCACUGCCGGUGCUGAAAAUGUGGCCCCCAUUCCCAUUGAGACCUUGGUUAAGAAGAAGAUCCCGAUCAUCAGUAACGCCAUGUUAGUAGGAGAUAAACUGAAGUUUUUGACCAUGUUGCUGACGCUGAAGUGUGAGAUCAAUCAGAUGAGCGGAGAACCUCUGGACAAUCUGACCUCGGAGGCCAUCGACUUCUGUCGGGAUCUGGGUAGCUGGGCAUCUACCGUGACUGACAUUGUGAAGCGGAAAGACUCCCUGAUCUACAAGGCUAUCCAGGAAGGCAUCAAUGACGUGAACCAGGAAGCCACAAGCAAUGCGCAGAAGAUUCAAAAGUGGGUCAUCUUGGAGAAGGACUUUUCCAUCUAUGGUGGAGAGUUGGGUCCAAUGAUGAAACUUAAGAGACAUUUUAUAGCCCAGAAAUACAAAAAACAAAUUGAUCAAAUGUACCACUGACUGCUUUGAUGGAGCUGCUCUCAGCUGUCCUGAUGCCUUUGGCAGGAAGACCUCAUUGCAAUAAGUGAAGUGCUGCUCUGGAUAGAAGCUCUCCCUCCUGUAUUUCAGAAGCCACAUUCUUUAUUGGUCAGUUUCUUGACUGUUCAUCUGUUGAAGAGGUGCUCCCUAGAAGAA